This is a messenger RNA of Brassicogethes aeneus, 1632 nucleotides long. The record is from the annotation of a GenBank genome assembly. NCBI's taxonomy places the organism in Eukaryota, Metazoa, Arthropoda, Insecta, Coleoptera, Nitidulidae.
AUGGCAACAUUUAGUAAGUUUUUUAACACAAAUACCAAUAUUACUAUGUUGGAUGAUUUGAUCCCUUCGAUGGGGCUUCCUGCCUUUAUCAGUGCUAUAGUGCUCUGCUGUGUGGGGUUCUACUUGAUAAGGAAGUUGAGUGUCGAUACCAAAAUACCUGUAAGAGAUUCUUCCAAGAAUCAUAACUGGAGUACUAUUGAAGUGUCUUCCAAGGCAUGGUACUGUUCCAUAUGUGAUAUGUUCCUUGUGACGGGAAUUGGGGUGUUUUGCGAUUGUUGCGGGGUAUGUGCUUGUCCGGAAGAUGUGAAAAAAGCAAACUUAAAAUUACCUUGCAAAGCUAUAGUGAGCACUAAUGAUGUGCAGCUGCAUCAUUGGGUUAAAGGGAAUCUUCCGUUGGGCACAAUCUGUUACAUUUGCGACGAAGAAUGUUGCUUGGAGCCGGGUUUGAACGAUUUUCAAUGUUGCUGGUGCCAAAGAACAGUACAUACAGAGUGUUUGGAUAAAAUGGGGCAGGUUUGCGAUUUCGGAUCUUUUCGUAAUAUGAUUGUGCCGCCAUCUUGCGUACAAGUGGCCAGAAGAAAAGGGGCUUUGAAUAAGCAUCUUUUGUUGAGAGCUGUAAAAGAUCCUGGCUGGGAAAAUUGGACACCACUGGUUGUUAUUGGGAAUAAAAAGUCGGGGAAUAGUGAUGGGGCUCAGGUAUUGUCAGAGUUCAGAAAAUAUCUGAAUCCAGUGCAGGUUAUCGAUUUGAGUGAGAGAAAACCACAGGCGGCUCUUCAGUGGUGCGUUUUAUUAGCACCAAGGCCUGUAAAACUUUUAAUUGCCGGUGGUGAUGGUACUGUAGCAUGGGUUAUGACGUCAUCGUAUAAAAUGGACCUAGACCCUGAACCGGAAAUCGCCAUAAUGCCCUUGGGCACUGGAAACGACUUAUCUAGAGUUUUAGGCUGGGGAAAGGAAAACUCGACCGACUUUGAGAUCGUCAAAUUGCUGAGAAACAUUCAGAGAGCGCGAAAAUCUCAAUUAGACAGGUGGAAAGUGGAGUUGGUCUCCACGCGCCAUCUAGGUUUAAGAAUACCCACUAAAACGCUGUACAUGUACAACUACUUGUCGGUAGGGGUGGAUGCUCAGGUGGCCUUGAACUUCCACAAGACGCGCCAAAGCAUUUUUUAUGUCUAUGGAAGUCGAAUUUUCAAUAAAAUGUUGUAUUUGUGCUUUGGCACCCAUCAGGUUGUCAAUUCCGAUUGCAAAAAUAUUGAACAACGUCUCGACUUGUACUUGGACGGCCGAAAAGUGGACUUACCCGAACUGGAGUCCAUUGUGAUUCUAAACAUAUCAUCUUGGGGCGCUGGGGUCGACUUGUGGCGUAUGGGUUCUCAAAAUGGCAGAUCCACCCAAUCAUACCAUGAUGGAAUUCUGGAGGUUGUUGGCAUAUAUUCUUCAUUCCAUAUUGCGCAACUGCAAGUAGGGCUGUCCACACCCUUGAAACUAGGGCAGGCCAAACAUGUAGAGAUUCGAUUAAAAGGGGAACUUCCAGUUCAAAUAGAUGGCGAACCGUUUGAACAGCACCCCAGUACCCUACAAGUUACCUACACAAACAAGUGUUCCGUUUUGGUAAAUCAAAAUCCCGACGAAUAA